Molecule: messenger RNA, 909 nt
Organism: Limanda limanda (common dab)
Lineage: Eukaryota; Metazoa; Chordata; Actinopteri; Pleuronectiformes; Pleuronectidae
Product: kelch-like protein 10
Exons: 3
Coding region: 1-909 (302 amino acids)
Molecular function (GO): protein binding
Source: RefSeq, a predicted model, not a curated record
AUGAAUUCCAUCAUUUUGUCCAGUGGAGGCUGGAGCGAGGGCAAUCCAAUCUGCGAUAUUGAGGCCUAUGAUUUCUCUGCCGACCUUUGGAUCAACCUCCCAGGCAAGCUGGAGCAUCCUCGGGCCUAUCACGGCACAGUCUUCCUCAAUGGUUAUGUCUACUUUCUCGGUGGCUUUGACAGAGUGGAGUAUUUUAACAGCGUGGUCAGGUUGGACCUGGAGACACACAUCUGGCAGGAGGUGGCGCCGAUGCACUACCGCCGCUGCUACGUGAGCGUAACCGUGCUGGACGGGUUCAUCUAUGCCCUCGGCGGCUCUGACGGAAGGCGUCGACACAACACUGCAGAGCGCUACUGUCCCGAAACCAACCAGUGGACACAGAUUGCAACCAUGGACUUGGUGAGGAGCGACGCCAGCUGCACAGUACUGCAUGGCAAGAUAUACAUGUGUGGUGGUUUCACCGGGACCGAGUGCCUGAAGACGGCUGAAAUUUACGAUCCAGAAACCAACCAGUGGACAAUGACCAGCCCUAUGAGAAUUAGUCGAAGUGGACUCAGUGCUGCUGCAUAUAAUAACAAAAUCUAUGUAGUUGGUGGCUGUGACGGUCAAUCCCGUCUGUCAUCUGCUGAGUCCUACAACCUCCAGACCAACACCUGGCACCAGCUGAGCCCCAUGUUGACUUGCCGUAGUAACUUUUGCCUCGAUGUGAUACAAGACAGGUUAUAUGUCGUUGGGGGCUAUGAUGGCGCCUCCACCACUCAAAUGGCAGAGGUCUAUAAUCCUCGCACUAACGCAUGGUCUGACAUCACUAUGCCAGACUUCCCCCGCAGUGGAGCAAGCUCCUGUGUUGUGACCGGAAUCUUCAACAUGGCUAACUACACAUUAUCUCGAGACUCACUGCCAUAUUAA